GCGGGGGUUGUGCGGCGGAGAUGUGCGCGGCGGGGAGGCGCCGGGGCCGGCGGCAGCGAGCUCUGCUCUGCGCCGUCCUGCUGGCGGCGUGGCAGGCGGCGUGGGGGCAGCUGCGCUACUCGGUGCCCGAGGAGAUGCCCAAGGGCUCGUUCGUGGGCGACGUGGCCAAGGACCUGGGGCUGCAGCUGCCGGAGAUCCGAGACCGCGGCGUCCACAUCACAGAAAGAGGUAGGACACAAUACUUUUCUCUGCACGGAAAGACGGGACAUUUAGUGACAGCUGCGAGGAUCGACAGAGAGCAGCUGUGCCGGCUGGUGGAGAAAUGCGUGCUGCGCUGUGAGCUGAUAGUGGAGGGACAGAUGCAGGUUUACGGAAUCGAAGUAGAAAUCACAGACAUUAACGACAAUACUCCGAGCUUCAGAGAGGCAGAAACAGAGCUGAGAAUUAGCGAGAUUAUAGCCUCGGGGGCGAGAUUUCCACUUCCCAGGGCACAUGACCCCGAUACGGGCCGUAAUUCCCUGCAGAGCUACGAGCUGAGCGGCGACGAGCACUUCUCGCUGGCCGUGCAGGCGGGCCCCGGCGGCGAUCAGCGUCCCGAGCUGGUGCUGGCCAAGGCGCUGGACCGGGAGGAGGCGGCGUUUCACGAGCUGGUGCUGAGGGCGAGCGACGGCGGCGAUCCGGCACGGACGGGCACGGCUCGGAUCCGCGUGACGGUGCUGGACGCGAACGACAACGCGCCCGUGUUCAGCCAGGCGGAGUACACGGUGCGUGUGCCCGAGGACGUGCCUGUGGGCUCUGUCCUCCUCACCGUCACGGCCACCGACGAUGACGACGGCUUAUACGGGCAAGUGAAGUAUUCUAUGAAGAAAGUGACAGACAUGGAAUCAGAUAUUUUCCAUAUGGAUACUGAAACUGGAGCGCUCAAACUGUCGAUGAUCCUCGAUUUUGAGGAAGACGAUUUGUAUGAACUGGAGGUGCAGGCACAUGACAGUGGAGCUCUUUUCGACACUGCAAAAGUCACAAUCACCGUGACAGAUGUGAACGACAAUGUCCCCGAACUGACAGUAUCAUCAAAGCUGAAGGACAUACCGGAGGACACCCAGCCAGGAUCUGUUGUGGCCCUACUGCAAGUGCGGGAUCGGGACUCGGGGGUGAACGGCGAGGUGCGCU
Molecule: messenger RNA, 1170 nt
Organism: Onychostruthus taczanowskii (white-rumped snowfinch)
Lineage: Eukaryota; Metazoa; Chordata; Aves; Passeriformes; Passeridae
Product: protocadherin gamma-A10-like
Exons: 1
Biological process (GO): homophilic cell-cell adhesion
Cellular component (GO): plasma membrane
Molecular function (GO): calcium ion binding
Source: RefSeq, a predicted model, not a curated record